UAACCUGAUUAGUAGUCCCUUAUUGGUAGUGAAAAUUCGAUGGUAAAAAUAGGAAAGACCCACCACAGUCGAUGUGCAGGACGGCAUUUGCAACCGGAUGCAAGCGUGCGUGACAAUUUAGAAUUAAAGGCUAGUGAAUCGGACGCGGAAAGUUAGUUAGAUAAUUGCCCAGCAUGUUCUUUCGCCGCAUUUUGGAGCGUAAGGAUAGCUCUACCGCCAGCGCAGCGCCGCUUUCCGGGGCUAAAAACGGAUACAACAGCGAGGACAGUGAGAGUGUCACCUACCUGAGUGGCACUGCCAGUGGCGCCGCCGCCAGCGAAGUCAAGGACAGUAAUAACAACAGCAGCAACAACACGAACCCGUCCGUUAUGAAAGUGCAGCGCCGGAUGGAGGCCCCAAUCGGAGCCGUGCAGCUGACGCCGUUGUGGGAGCACGUUCUCCGCACCCGUCGCCUGCCGGAAACAAUUAGCGCAUCUGCUAUUUAUGCAGAGUUCCAUGAGAGGCUUCAGGAUCCCGAGUGGCAGGUGCGCCAGCACGCCCUCCGCGUCCUCGUCGACGUGCUGGUGGUAAUGCAGAACGCGGCCGAUGAGUACAUGGAGGCGCAGCAAAUCGUUGCCCUGCUGGUGAGGAAUCUUGGCCACCAGGCCCCCACAGUGCGCAAGGGGGCUCUCGACUGCCUGCGGGUGUAUCUGGCCGAGACCGACGUUCCCGAAACCGUCAUGACCCGCAUCCUCGAUUCCGGGCUUACCAAGUCGGACGUCGCCGGCCGCCUGAGCUGUGGUGUCUUGCUCUCCCUUCCGGCCCUACUUCAGUCGGUGCUGCAUACUCCCAGGAGACGUGGCAUUGUUCAGUUGAUUCUGGAGCGAGCCGUCCAGUACCUGGACCAACUCACCCAGCAGGAGCUCGGCCUCAAGGUUCUGUCCAAGAUCAAGGAGCUUCUGGGGGUCCAAGAAUUCGAGGAUGGCAUGAAUGACUUGGCCAGCAGCGACGCCCUCGCCAGGUUCUAUCAGCUCUGUCAGGUCUAUGGGGUGACAGGAGCUCCAAGACUGAACGAGGUGAAAACAGGAGCUUGGCGAGCUGUUCCGCGCGAGGAAAGCUGGAGGAACUCGGCGAGCAGCAUCAAGAAGCUGGACAACUGCCCGGAGAAGGGAAAGGUCAUUAUGGAGACGGAAAUAAAGAUAAACGAGGACACCGUGACAAUGCGCAUCCUCGAGGCGGACACGGAAACAGAGGAGUCCGGCAGCCCGGUCAGAAACUUUCCAUCCGACAGGGAGUCUGCGGAGCUGGUCUGCCGUCCUCUCCUGCCCACUGCCUUGAACCACCACCAGCACCAUGUGGCGGCUGGUAUCGUGCAGGUCAUCAGCGACUCCGAGUUGGACGAACCUAAGGGCGCGAGGCCGCAGAGCCUCUCCGAGCCGAGCACGCCCUCACGCGGCUUGAAGCGGGUGACCUUCGGAGGGGAAAUCGUGAAGAUGCGAACCCCGGAUAGCGACGCUGCCUCCUCCAUGAACAACGGAACUAAGAGGAGUUCCGAACAGACCGAAGAGGCCAUAACUAUACUGGCUGUGGAGAAGUCGGUUCCGCUGCCGUCACCGUCACCCUCGCUGUCCCCGGGGCCGGAGGAGGCACCAGCAGUGAACAUCCUAAGCCCAACAUCAAGCAGCACCGUCACAUCAGAGCUCGUUUUAGACAUCCCCUCGGACAACACCCAGCCCUUACCACCUUCGUCGAGCAGACCCUUCAGUUCCCAAUCGCUCCGCCGCCCGAGUGUUGCUUCCAGCGACCAGUCGACGGAUAGUCCCCGCAAGCGCCAGGAGCCGGAGUCGGCAAAGGCUACGAUAUCGCCCCGGUCCCCGGCGUUCCUCCGCAGCCGCAGCACCAGCCCAUCCCAGGUCAGCCCCAAGAUCCCGCACAAGGAAAUCGAGGUGCUGCACAACCUCCAGCAGCGGGAUGUCUCACCACGGUCCCUGCGCCACGAGGAUGUCGAGGCCGCGAUGGAGUCUCCCCCGCCCGCACAACAGCGGAAAGCGCGCAGUGCUUCAAUUGUGUCGACGGAGUCACCGGCGACGCCCAAGUCCUGGGAGGAUCUGGACAUUGUCACCUACCAGACGAUCAUGGACCUGUGGUCCGGGGAUUGGCGCAACCGCCUGCAAGGCAUCGCUGACCUGGAGGUCUCCCUAAGCUCGUCGAGCAACCUGGCUCUGGUGCAGCCAUACCUGGACAGCCUUCUGCGUUCGCUUCUCUCUUCGGAACGGCGCUAUGAGGUAGCAGAACUGAAGCGGGAGCUGUUGGUGAAUCUGAUCAGCCGCCUGCCCCUGGACAACUUGGAGGAACGCACUCCCCAGAUCCUGACGGGGCUGAGUCGCCAGGGCAGUGCCGGAGCCAACCGGGUGUGCAAGGCUCUGAUGCAGAGGCUGCCGGCAGGGACUAUUGUGGCCAAGCUGACCAACCCCGACUUCCUGCACGCCAAGAGUUCAAAGUUCCGCGACCACGCGCUGCAAAUGUCCAUAUGCGCCCUGAUGACCUUCCCCGGCACCUGCUUCGACAUCAACCUGCUGACGGCUCAGGCCGUGUACUCCCUGCUGAACCGCAAGCGGCGAGUGCGCCAGUCAGCCCUAGAAGUGAUUGCUGUCCUGGCGGACAUAUCCUCGGUAAAGGAAGUCCUGAGCAUUGUCUCCGAUACGGCCGUCGGGGUGGACCAGGGAGCCCAGAUGUUGGAGGCAGUGCGUAUGCGUCUCUCCCGCCUGCAGCUGCCAGUUGUGACGCCGGACAGCGCGGUGAUCUUUGUCUUCAACCAGGCCGACCAGCCCGGAGGCAGGCGCUCAGGGGCGGAUGUGGACUGGAUUUUCCAGGGCGAGGGCUCGGCCUCCCCGAACACCAUUAAGAGGCGUCGCAUGCGGGCGGCCAGUCGUCCACCCGGGAACUUUCAGGAGGCAGCAGAUGCCAAAGAUUCGAAGGAAAAGUUUCGUAGUUUCAGCCAAGUCAGCGAUGGCCUGCAUCGACACUCUUUUCACUCCCCUCCGGAAACUUUGGACAUGACCAGUCCAGCAAAUGACUUUUCCCAGAGAUUAAGUUUUGGAGCUAGAACAGCCAAUGGAGGCGCUGCCAGCUUCGCCGAUCGUCGCCUGGUGGCCAAGGCGUGCUCCGACACUUCGAUGGAGGUCCGAAGCACGGACAGCACGACCACCACCUCCAGCAGCGGGAGUGCCGCCCUCAGCUACUUGCAUCUCACAGCCCGCACAGUAGGCAAGUUCUCAGGACCCGGGUUCAGAUUCCCAACCAUGAGCCAGCACACGGACUUUGUAAACAACUUUAUGCGCAGCUACCCGAAGGAGGAGCCCAAGAUCAGCUACUCCAACCCCAAGCCGCAUCAGCAGGUGCGCAAGAUGCUACAACACCAGAAUUCCUUUACCCGUGGCUCCGUGGCUACUCAAGGUACUUCCUUCUAUAAUCCUGACUUGCGGCUUUCACAAAGCUUCCUUUCUGUAGGAGGAGAGCCUCACAGGCGGGAGCAACGCCAUUUCGAGCUGGAGGGCCACCCACAGGCCUCGCUGGACCCCGAGCAUGCGUUCUCCUGUGGCGGUCAGCCGGUCAAUAUUCUGCGAAAGACACGCACGCUCCUCCACUCGGUGCGGGCGAGCAUCUGCCAGAGGGCCGUGGAGGCCCACGCCACGCUGUGCCGCGGUUGUUGCACUGACGCGGCCCACAAGUGCAGAAAAUCGAUUCCCGUCGAUCCCGACGGCGGGACGGAUGAAGCCGAUGGUGGGCCCCUUGAGCCCAUCGAGGUGUUCAGCCCUCCGCCAGACACCGAAAAAGACCCAGUUUACAUAUUGUUCGGGGAUCUUAAUCCGGCUUCGAAGGCGGCUCAUCCGGGGUCGAAGGCGGUGAUAGCGACGGAAGUGGCGCCGACCGAAGGCUCUCCCCUCUCCCUGAAGUCCACCACUUACUCGCAAAAGUCCACAGCCUCAGCCAAGUCCUGCGGCAGCCACGUCAACUCCCCCAGGGGCUCUAACAACCAGGCCGAAGGACGGCUGGAGAUGCUUAGCCUGGAGCGGAGUCCCGGCGAUGCCUUCGGGGAACUCGUCGUGGAUGACAUUGAAGAGGGGGAGAUAGAGCCACCCACCCAAGAGGAGUCUCUGAAGCGCCAAGGGAGCGUCAACAGCCUGCACAGCAAGACGGAGAGCAUCAAGACCCAGCUGGAGGACACCACGCCACAGCUGUCGAGGGCCCAGUCGGUCAAGUCGCUGCCAAUCGAGGAGGACAUUGAGGAGGGGAGCAACAGCUUCGUGGUGGUCGAGGAAGUGCAGCACGAGCUGAAGUCCACGCCCACAAAAAUCUCGCAGGAGGAGUCGAUGGCAGUCACCGAAGUUGCCCACUUUGCUCCCAAGAGUGGGCCGUCGUCUCCCCACUUGGGUCUUCAACCGCGAAGCCUUUCCCUCGAAUCGCUUUACGGAGCCCGUCCUGGCUCAAAGCAGGGAUCCCUUGACACCAGCACCACAGACAACACUUCACAGUCUGGCUCCCAGCUUGGCAACACUGUGGCUGCGUCAUCAUACUCUGGUCCAAAGUCCGGAUCUGGCAAUGCUCAGAACACUCCGCUGAAACAAAAGUCCAAGUCGUGCUUCAUGCGGGGGCGCCGCCGCGUGUCGCCGGUGAAGCAGGCCAUCAAGAUGCCCCAGCCAGAGCUGUUUCCGCAGAACAUGGCGCGCUUUGAGAAGCCCCGGGAUGCCCUGCUGAAGACGUUCGACCAGCUGGAUGAAAACAACUGGGAGACGAACAUGCUCGGCCUCAGGAGCAUGGUGCGCUUGAUCAGGCACCACGCCGAAACACUGGACCAGCAGAUGCACAUGUUCUGCAUCCAGCUGACCCGCUCAGUGCGCAACUUGCGCUCCCAGGUAGCCCGCGCCGCCUGCCAGGCCGCCGCCGAGCUCUUCUCGCUGAAGUCCUCUACCUUGCAGCAGGAAUCUGACGACCUGGUUGGCGCUCUGCUCCAUCGCACCGCAGACACAAAUCGGUUUAUCCGUGCCGACGCUACCCGGGCUCUGGAGUCGAUGGUGGACCACUCCCCGCCACCGAAGAUCCUCAACAUUAUCACCACAAAGGGCGCGCAGCACCAAAACGCUCUGGUGCGCACUACCACAGCCAAGCUGCUUCUCCGGCUAGUGGAGCGGCUGGGCAGCGAGCGCGUCUAUGCCAUGAGCCGGGAGAACCGCGACAAGUUCUUCGUGGUGGGCGCCAACCUGCUACUGGAGGGCAGCCUGGAGACGCGCAGCUACGCCAAGUCCCUGUUCCGCGCCCUGUCCGACAACCCCCACUACCAUCGGCUGCUCUUCGAGGUGAUACCUCCGCGCACGUACCGAAAUGUUGAGAAAUCGCUGCGAGCCAUCACCCGCUAAACGAUCGGGAGCAGGGUUCUGACCCGCAUCCCACGUAUUGUUAAUUAAAUCAGUUUCUAAGUUAAUACAUAUCUAUUUAGAUACUAAAU
Messenger RNA from Drosophila bipectinata, 5485 nucleotides. The record is from RefSeq and is a predicted model, not a curated record. NCBI's taxonomy places the organism in Eukaryota, Metazoa, Arthropoda, Insecta, Diptera, Drosophilidae.